Amblyraja radiata (thorny skate) is the source of this 2925-nucleotide messenger RNA. Its product is annotated as relaxin receptor 2-like. Bases 1 to 2394 code for a protein of 797 amino acids. Gene Ontology annotation, cellular component: plasma membrane. Gene Ontology annotation, biological process: hormone-mediated signaling pathway; adenylate cyclase-activating G protein-coupled receptor signaling pathway; activation of adenylate cyclase activity. The record is from RefSeq and is a predicted model, not a curated record. Lineage: Eukaryota; Metazoa; Chordata; Chondrichthyes; Rajiformes; Rajidae. The transcript has 19 exons. Gene Ontology annotation, molecular function: G protein-coupled peptide receptor activity; protein binding.
AUGACAGGAUUUUGCUCCAAGAUUCAGGCGUAUAAGGUUGCAGGAAGUGCUGGUUGUAUCUUCAACAGUGGAAAGACUGGGCACCCAAUCCUUUCAGAACUUCAUAAAUCAGCCCAGCAGGUUCGACUUGACAAAGGAACAAUCUCCGUCAAUGACCGAAUCUGUGGCAAGGUAAUUCAAACAGAAGAGUCAUCAUCGCUCUGCCCUAUUGGAUACUUCCCAUGUGGUAAUCAGAGUGUGUGCCUGCCACUGCAUCUUCGUUGCAAUGGAGUCGAAGAAUGUGAAAAUGGAACAGAUGAAAGCAAUUGUGUUGACAAAGUAAUUCAAACAGAAGAGUCAUCAACGCUCUGCACUAGUGGAUACUUCCAAUGUGGUAAUCAGAGCGUGUGCCUGCCACUGCGUCUUCGUUGCAAUGGAUUCGAAGAAUGUGAAAAUGGAACAGAUGAAAGCAAUUGUGUUAUCAUUAAAAGAGAACGGACAUCACCGUUCUGCCCUAGUGGAUACUUCCCAUGUGGUAAUGAGACUGUGUGCCUGCCACAGACUCUUCAUUGCAAUGGAAUCGAAGACUGUGAAAACGGAGGAGAUGAAAGCAAUUGUGAUGAUUUAUCUGGCUGGCCUCAGGUUAUGGAAUGGUACAUGACACAACUUAUUCUUGUGGUAGACUCGACGGAAAAUUGCACACUUACGACAUAUCCAAGUAGAUGCACGUGUCAAGGGAUGUCUGCCGGCUGUAACAGCCUAGGGCUUCUCACAAUGCCAACGUUCUCUUCCAAUUUAGCUGUACUGUUGUUACAAUAUAAUUUAAUUAGUACCAUAUCCAAGAAAUCCUUUUGGGGGCUGUACAGCUUGACAAAACUCAUUCUGAGUCACAACCGAAUUAGUGUCUUGGAGCCAGGACUUUUCAAAGAUCUCCAUCAUCUUGAGUGGCUGAUCUUGGACAAUAACAUGAUAAGAAGUGUCACUCGGAAGUCCUUUGACGGUUUGAAACUUCUCUUCUUCUUAUAUUUGACAAAUAAUUCAUUGGAUCAUGUUCCCAACGUCUGUCGUGAGAUUCCAAAUCUGCGUUGGCUUGAUCUGGAAGGGAAUAACAUUGUCACAAUCGAGAAGGCAGCAUUGGAGAUGUGCACCAGUCUUUCAGUCCUAGACCUGUCUGCAAAUAUGAUUGAAGAAUUCCCACCUACAUUUUUCAGAGGCCUUAGGUACAUGCAGCUGAUGAAUUUAUCAGGUAAUCCUAUCAACCAUCUACAUGUGAAUCAAUUUGAUGACCUUGCAAGUCUCAGGUCCCUAGACUUGGAUAACAUCGACAGUUUGAACAUAGAGACCCGAAUGUUUAAGAAGGUGGAGAGACUCGCAUACAUAUACUUUAAGAAGUUUGAAUAUUGCAAAUAUUCCCCAAAUGUUCGGAGCUGCAAACCAAACACAGAUGGAAUCUCGUCUUUUGAAAACCUGUUGGCCAGCACCAUUCUGCGAAUCUUUGUGUGGUUUGUGGCAUUCAUCAUUUGCUUUGGAAACUUCUUUGUUAUCUGCAUGAGGUCGUUCAUUAAAACAGAAAACAGGCUACACACCCUUUCGAUCAAAUCACUCUGCUGUGCUGAUUGCUUGAUGGGAGUCUAUCUCUUCCUCAUUGGUGCCUUUGAUGUUAAGUACCGUGGGGAAUAUAACAAACAUGCCCAGCAGUGGAUGGAAAGCACAAAAUGUCAGCUUAUUGGUGCACUAGCCAUGCUUUCCACUGAAGUCUCUGUCAUGCUACUGACGUACAUGACUCUAGAGAAAUACAUGUGCAUUGUCUUCCCAUUCAAUCACUAUAGACCAGGCAAGCGGCAGACGAUGUCAACGCUGAUAUUAAUCUGGAUUGCAGGUUUCAUCAUUGCAAUCAUUCCACUGUGGAACAAGUCCUUGUUUGGCAAUUACUAUGGAAAGAAUGGAGUGUGCUUCCCUCUUUAUUCUGAUCAGUUUGAGAAUCUUGGAGCAAGAGGAUAUUCUACCGGAAUAUUUCUGGGUUUGAACUUACUAGCUUUCAUCAUCAUAGUCUUCUCCUACACCAGCAUGUUUUAUUCAAUCCAUAAGACGGGAGCACAGUCAGCUGAGAGGAGUUUUUUUUCCAGAGAGGUGGCGAUUGCAAAACGUUUUUUCUUCAUUGUGUUCACUGAUUUCCUCUGCUGGAUCCCCAUCUUUCUAUUGAAGAUACUAUCUCUACUCAGAGUAGAAAUACCAGGUAACGUGACAUCUUGGGUUGUAAUCUUCAUUCUGCCUAUAAACAGUGCCCUGAAUCCAAUCCUCUACACAAUUACAACUGCAUCCUUUCAGGAAAAGCUAAAGCAGUGUUUGCAGAGCCAAGAUUUUCUUGGGCCAACAAAGAGCCUCACAAGUAGCACGCAAACGAGCAAUGUAUAGCCGCCGCCCGCAAGAGCUUCACUCAAGGGAGUGCUACCAUCUUACUUCCCGAAAUGGGUGGUUUGUAACAUGGCCAAUCAUUACAACGUUGAAUGAGGCUUACCAUCUCGGCAAGAGCAAUCACUGUGUAACAGACUCACAUCUGACAGCAUAAUUCGAGGGAGCUUUAUCACCACAUUUCAUAAUCCCACCGCUGAACUGUGGGAGAUGUAUAUCAAGUCUGGACAAAUAAUCACUGUGUAACGCAACUAUUCCUGGUGACCAUGUCUCUAACAAUUUCAUUUCUUCCCAUGGAUUAGUGCAACAUCUGUUACCUUUACUGCCUAACAAAUUCUGAUGUACAUACCACCAACUUUGCGUGCACUGAGUGCGGGAGGAAAGGGGUGAGGCACCCUCCAUUUAUUAGUUGGCAUGCAUUAUUCCACCCUUUCACCAGCUCCAGACCAUGAAAUUGCUCAGUGUCCCUCCCAAAUCAUCAUACACAAUUGUGCCACUGUUUUUCACCACCAAAUCAUACAAUAUUGAUACAGA